Molecule: messenger RNA, 1025 nt
Organism: Lotus japonicus
Lineage: Eukaryota; Viridiplantae; Streptophyta; Magnoliopsida; Fabales; Fabaceae
Product: transcription factor MYB86-like
Exons: 3
Coding region: 27-965 (312 amino acids)
Source: RefSeq, a predicted model, not a curated record
ACUGUUCGGAAAGAACUGAGAGAGAGAUGGGGCACCGUUGCUGCAGCAAGCAGAAGAUCAAAAGAGGAUUGUGGUCUCCUGAAGAAGAUGAAAAGCUUCUAAAAUAUAUCACCAUUCAUGGCCAUAAAAGUUGGAGUUCUGUUCCAAAGUUAGCAGGCUUGCAGAGAUGUGGAAAGAGUUGCAGAUUGAGAUGGAUUAAUUAUCUGAGGCCUGAUCUCAAGAGGGGCACCUUCACUGCAGAAGAAGAGCAGAUUAUAAUUGACAUUCAUAGAAUUCUGGGAAACAGAUGGGCCCAAAUAGCCAAGCAUCUCCCUGGAAGAACAGAUAAUGAGGUCAAGAAUUUCUGGAACUCUUGCAUUAAAAAGAAGCUCAUCUCACAAGGGUUAGACCCACAAACCCACAAUCUCCUCGCUUCUCAUAAGAGAAGCUCAAGAAAUAUCAUCUCUCAUAAUAACAAUCAAAAUUCCAAUUCCAUUUUCAUGUUGAGUUCACAGAAUAUACCAAAUGCUGAUCCCUUGGGAAUUAGUCAAUAUUUUUCAUCACUACCUAAAGCUCCACCAAACAUUGUUCAAACUCCCUCUGCCAUUGCCUCCUCUGAAUACCAAACACCCAACAAUAUUCUUUCAAACUACAAAACAUUAGAUUUUGCUAAUGAGCUAUUAUUAACAGAGAAUUGUUUUCCUUCCUGCCCAAAUGUUUGGGUUUCAAGAUUUGAUGAUGCUGAGGAUUUUGGAGUUCAAACAACACUGGAAGAAGGGACACGAGUGCAGGUGCAGCAAGAGAAGGAAAAGAGUUGUGUUGAGAAGGGAAUUGAUGUCAGGGAAGAUAAUUAUAAGGACAGCCUUGAAAUGAGUUCUUUUGAGAGUUGUAACUUUGAUUUUGGGUUGUUGGAGAGUGUGCUUGCGUCUGAGUUUAUCUCUGAUCACGAUGUCAACUAUAUGGAUGAAUUUGCAUGGAACUUUUAGACCAUGCUAGCUCUUCAACUAUCCAUAGUUCAUGAAUUUAAGUUUCCUACAUAUCACUAA